GAGAGAGAGGGGGGGAGUCAGCCUGCAUGAUCUCAUCCCUCCGGCAGCUGCAUAGCGCAGCCACGCAAAGCCGUAACUUUCUAUCAAACUUCCAAGUUGCCCGUCGGAGGACGACACCGGGCCGUUUCCCGGCGUCAACCGGAACGAACACGUUUCGCUCCCCCCUCCACCCCCACCCCGUCCUCCUCCCCUCGAGAAGGUGAAGAAGCGCGCGGCUCCCGGACCUCACGGGGAGCCUUUUUUUUUUUUUGGUUGUUUGUCGUAACGAGUUGAAACAAAAGGAGGAAAAAGCCCCCCUCGCGUGGCGCGCCGUCCAGGAGCUGCGGGGGGCGGAGACGAGGAAAGUUCGGAGAAGGACCCGCGUGGUGACCGCGUCGACACAGGAAGCAGCAUGAAGGCCUGAACGCCGGGGAGGCGGGUUUUCCUCCCGCACGCUCUUAUUUCCUGCCUCCAUCCACACAAUAUGACCUGCACAUGAAGUCGGGGAGCAGCUUCCCAUCCCACAGGCAUCCAUGUUCCCCCGCUGAGCGCCUUUAGCCUCCUGCACUGGUGCCAUGACCAGCCUGAAGAGUCCGCCGAUGGAGCGCACGGCCGGGGGUUCGGAGUUUUACAGCCGCCACCUCCGUAUGGCCAACGGAGGGGCCGCGCCCGGCGGCCACGCCGCCGCGAGCACCGGGGUGCCCAAGAUGGGCGUGCGGGCUCGGGUGGCCGAGUGGCCCCCGAGAAAAGACAUGGCGGGGGUCUUGUGGGCCGAGGCCUCUGCCGCGCCGCCCGCCAGCAAAAGCCACAUCAAGCUGGGCUCCGUGAUGAACCCUCAGGACUCGUCGAUGCUGCGUAACAUCCACAACACCUUGAAGAACCGGACCCAGGCCCACGCCAACAACUACAGCGCCGACGCCCGGCACCUGGCCCCGGCGGAUCGCCGAGGCCCCGCGCACAGGAACCCGCGGCAGAGGCGCAUCCGCCAGCGCAGCAACAGCGAUAUGACCGCCGGCGAGAUGGAAGGCAGCGGAGACAGCGGAGAGGACUGGGCCCCGGCGCCGGGGGCCAAGUGGUCGCCGCUCCACCGCGAGUACGGCAGCACUUCAUCGAUUGAUCAGCACGCAGCAGCUGGAGAGAGCUUCUUCGAAAUGCUCCGGGCCUACCAAGGGGACCAGGUGGACCAGGUGGACCAGCGCAGCCCCGCUCCACAGAAGCUGGAGGACAUGCUGGCCGUCGGGCCCAAGCAGGCCGGCGUCGGCGUCGAUCCGCGGGAGGACGACGACGCCCCGGCUCCUAAAGCCAGGGACAAGACCCCGAAGAGAAGAGCUAAAUCAGAGACUGGGGGGGAGUCGAUAUUCCGGAAACUUCGGAGCGCGCGGGGCGAUUCCGACUCCCCCAGAGCGGGGUCCGACGUAGAGGACAGCCGGGCGGAGGACGCGGGCCCCCCUUUCAAGCCCUGGGUGUGUCAGAAAAGCUUCGCCCACUACGACGUCCAAAGCAUGCUGUUUGACCUCAACGAAGUCACCCAGCUGCGGCAGAUCGCGGGAAAGAGGAAAAACACCACCACGGGGGCGUCCGCGGCCGCCGUGGCCUCGGCCACCUCCACCCUCUCGUCCACGCACAGCCUGCCGUACAGCUCCCCCGGGGGGAGCCAGGAGGACCUCAGCUCCCGGGACAGUCCCGGCCUGGACGCCGGGGACGAACCGAGCAACGAAAUGCUGCUCGGCUGCCCCUGCUUCCGCAACGAGAUAGGCGCCGACGGCAACGGGAGGCGCAGGCCGCUGGCGGGCGGGGCGGCGGCGGCGGCGGCGGCGUACGGAGCCGUUCACAACGGCUCGGGGACCCUGAGCGGGGAGGGGAACCUGUAUGAGACGUCAGCGAGCACGCACUGCACCAACGCCGGGGUGGCGGUGCUGGAGGGACCAAAGGAAGGGCCCAGCACGCUCAGCGAAAAGGGCAAGCAGUACAUCGUGGAGCACGUGGACCUGGGGGCCUACUACUACAGGAAGUUCUUCUACCUGAGGGAGCACUGGAACUACUUUGGGAUGGACGAGGCGCUCGGGCCGGUGGCGGUGAGCCUGCGCAGGGAGAAGCUGGAGGAUGAAAAGGAGCACGGCCAGCAGUACAACUACCGUCUGAUCUUCAGAACCAGCGAGCUGACCACGCUUCGAGGUUCUGUCCUGGAGGACGCGGUGCCCUCCACCUCCAAGCACGGCACCACGCGCGGGCUGCCCGUCAAGGAGGUUCUGGAGUACGUUCUGCCCGAGCUGGAUCUGUCCUGUCUGAGACUGGCCCUCAACACGCCCAAAGUCACCGAGCAGCUGAUGAAACUGGACGAACAAGGGCUGAGUUUCCAGGUGAAGGUGGGGGUGAUGUACUGCAGAGCGGGCCAGAGCACAGAGGAGGAGAUGUACAACAACGAGACGGCCGGUCCCGCCCUGGAGGAGUUCCUACAACUGUUGGGGGAGACAGUUCGCCUCAAGGGCUUCACCAAGUACAGAGCCCAGCUGGAUACCAAAACGGAUUCCACGGGCACCCACUCUCUGUACACGACUUACAAGGACUAUGAGAUCAUGUUCCAUGUGUCGACUCUGCUGCCUCACACACCCAACAACAAACAACAGCUGCUGAGGAAGCGCCACAUAGGGAACGACAUUGUGACCAUCGUGUUCCAGGAGCCCGGCGCUCACCCCUUCACCCCGAAGACCAUUCGCUCUCACUUCCAACAUGUCUUCAUCGUUGUGAGGGUGCACGACCCGUGCUCUGACAACACAUGCUACAGUGUGGCGGUAACUCGUUCCCAGGACGUCCCCUCCUUCGGACCCCCGAUCCCCAAGGGCGUGACCUUCCCCAAGUCCACUGUCUUCAGGGACUUCCUGUUGGGCAAAGUCAUCAACGCCGAGAACGCGGCGCACAAGUCGGAUAAGUUUGGCGCCAUGGCAACCCGCACCCGGCAGGAGUACCUUCGCGAACUGGCCGAGCGCCACGUGACCAGCACGCCGGUGGAGCCCACCGGGAAGUUCCCCUUCAUCUCUCUGGCGCACAAGCGGCGGGAGAAGGCGCGGCCGUACAGCGGCGCCGAGCUGCGCAGCCUGGGGGCCGUGACCUGGCAGGUGCACGCCGAAGACCAGGUAGCCGGCGCCGAGCGCCAGUGCCUGCUGGCCGUCUCCAACGACUUCGUCAUCCUGCUGGACCAGGAGGCCAAAGCGGUCGUGUUCAACUGCGCCACGCGGGACGUGAUCGGCUGGUCGACGGGGAGCCCCGCCUCCAUGAAGGUGUACUACGAGCGCGGGGAGAGCGUGUCGCUGCGCUCCAUCAACAACAACACGGAGGACUUUGGCGAGGUGGUCAAGAGACUGGAGCUGCUGACCAAGGGCAGUCAGACCACGGAGAUGACCCUGCGCCGCAACGCCUUGGGCCAGCUGGGCUUUCACGUCAACUUCGAGGGCAUCGUCGCGGAGGUGGAGCCCUACGGCCACGCCUGGCACGCCGAGCUCCGGCAGGGCAGCCGCCUGGUGGAGAUCUGCAAGGUGUCGGUGGCUUCGCUGUCCCACGAGCAGAUGAUCGACCUGCUGCGCACCUCCGUCACCGUGAAGGUGGUCAUCAUCCCCCCGCACGAGGACUCCACACCACGCAGGUGGGGGCGGAUACGUUUUCUUCACCUCCCGUCUAGGUUCAAUUACAACAGCUGCCAGUCCCCUGUGACGUCAGUGCGGCAGCUGGCAGGUGACGGGCUCAAUGGGAACAAGGCGAGCUCUGGUGUUGGAUGGUCCCGAACUGGGGAGAGGGACAAAACCAGCGCAGACGCCAAAGGCGUGAUUCCCAGGCUGCAAUCAGAACAUGGCAGUAACCCGUCUCCGAACAAAAGCCCCAAGACGGACGCUCCGUAUUCGUCCAGCCAGUCCAGCAGCAACACCCUCUCCAGCAACGCCUCCAGCUCCGCGCACAGCGACGAGAAGUGGUACGACGUGGGCUCCCGCUCGGCAGCGGGCGGCGACCUCGAGCUCAACGGCUACCUCCAGGGCGCCUCCGCCGACAGCGGCAUCGACGCCGCCUCCUUCACCGCCACGCAGAGCAGCACGGCCUCCUCCACCGCCGCCUUCAGGGCCAGAGACCAGAGCCACGGGCGGGAGGACGCGGCGGGCAAGCCGGACUCCCUCGCCGUCGCCGUCGGGGGCGGCGAGGGAGUCCCGGCGAGGAGUCCGUCAGCCUUUCCGCUGCUCCCCGAUGGCGCCUCCUACGGCCCGAGUGACGCCGCCUCCCACUGCAGCACACUCGGCUCAGGGAGCCCCAUGGACCAGGGGCAGGACGAGGCGGCCACCUCCCCCACGUCGCCAGGCAGCAAGAGCUUCUACCCGCGUCAGGGAGCCACCUCCAAGUACCUGAUCGGGUGGCGGAAACCCGGAGGGACCGUCAACUCCGUCGACUUCGGCAGCACUCGCAAACGGCACCAGAGUGACGGCCUGCUGGGCGGUCAGCCGCAGCUCCGGGCCAACCUCCGGGGCUCCCAGUCGCCGCAGCGGCACGCCGCCAAGUCCAGCCUGGAAGAGGACUUGAAGAAGCUCAUCACGCUCGACAGCCCGCCGCCCACCACCAGCGAAGAGAAGCCGUUGUUUCCGGGUCCGCCGCCCACCCGCCGCUCCCUCCAGCGGACGCUGUCGGACGAGAGCAUCUACAGCGGGCAGAGGGAGCCGUCCACCAACGGACAGCGGGACACGCCCACCGAUCUUCUGUUCAGCUGCGCCACCGUGCCGCGCUCGCCCACCGCUCGCCACGGGCCGAGCCGGCGAGCGUCACACAAGUCCCUGGGAGACCUGUCGGCCCCGGAGAGCUCAGAGAUGGAGCUGGAGAGGAAGAGGCAGCAGCUGCAGGACGCCGCCCUCAUGCCCCUGCCGGACACCGGGGCAGACGGCCCGCUGGACUGGGCCCACCUGGUGGACGCCGCCAAGGCCUUUGAGGAGCAGCGGCUGGUCUUCCUUGCAGCCCAAGAGGAGAGCGCUGUGGCGGAGAGCGCUGUGGCUGAGUGCGCGGCAGCCACCAGUCCGCAGCAGGCCGAGCCUCAGGCGGCCCCGCUGAGACAGCCCUCGCCUGGAGAGACUCCCGCCUGCCUGAUGGGGAAGGUCGGCCAGCUGGAGUCCAUGGUCAAAGUGCUGCAGGAAGACUUAAAGAAAGAGAGGGACGCCAAGACGUCGCUGCAGGCUCAGAUCCAGAGCCUCCGGGAGGACAACCAGCGGCUCCUGGAGGAGUCGUACAGCGCCUCCGCCAAGCUCAAGAAGUUCACCGAGUGGGUCUUUAACACCAUCGACAUGAACUGACGCUUUGAGCGCUGCUCGAGUUCAUCGCCGCACGUCACAGACACACAACACACGCACACACACAACAGAGUUACUCAAGAAACCAGUGCCAACGUGGACCGACGCGUCAUCCGUCUACAGCCUUGUGGAUCUUUGGAAGGGUCAAACUGUGUGUGUGUGUGUGUGUGUUUCGACCAGCAUGACCUUCCCCUCCUCGCUGAAUAAAUAUGAUGUUUUGUGUCGUUGCAUGUCGGAGACGGUAACAACCGAGAGGAAUUUAAAAAGCCACCGUUCCCAUUUAUCUCCCCAGCUAACCUCAUUACGAGACGACAGCCUUCCAAUUAAAAAAGCCCCGGCACAAGUUCAGAUGAUGAAAGUAGCCCCUCCUUCUCUCUGGUAGCGCUCCACACUCUGUGAGAGUCAAGUGACGGCGCGUUGUGAGCGGUUCAUUUUGUACUACUAACCGAAAGGAAGGUCGAGACGAUGGGGGACGGACGUCCUCCCACGUGGGACGGCGCCCUGUCUCUCAGAGACCAGGCGAGACAGGCCCCUCUGCAUCACACUGUAAUGAGACAACGUGUAAAUGGACCACUGGUCACUAACUGAUGUACUGUAUAACGUUCACCUCGGUGUCACUUAUUCAGAUUAUUGUAAAUAUAUAAUGUUAAUGUCUAUUUUCUCACCUCUGCCCUCGAUGUGCGUGUGAAGAGUAUUUAUGACAAAGAUGUUGGCCAAGAAAAGAGAAAAACAAUCAAAUGCAGUCGGAGAUCCGCAUGUAGUAAUAAUGGUCAGAUGCCGCUAUAAGAAUAUAUAUUCAUACAUGUAUAUGUCUAUACAUAUAUAUGUAGAUACUUUUACUCCAAACUGAGUUUUAAACUUAAUGUCCUCCCACUUUAUGCAGUGGAUUGAUUGACAGCGCCACCUGCUGACAACAUGCCCUCCAUCCGCAGCAUGCUUCAACGUCUCAAUCUGGUCCUUAUUCUCGACACUAAAUCGGUACUGUUCAAUAUACGACUACACGGUGAGAUAAUGUGUGAAUCCUAAAAAUGUCACCUACAGUUGUCUGUAGUGUGUAAACCUGCUUGUAAACCAGAGCUGGAUUUGUUCUGCAGAAAGUCCUUAUUUAAGCCCCCGAACUGUUCCUUUUGUACUCCGAUACCGUGCCAACUGUACAUAAAGAGAGUUUGAUAUUCAUCCGAAUUUGCACCUUCAUCCUUGAUUUUAAAAGAAUAUUUAUCUUUACUGGCUGGGACGCAGUGGAGAAUGAAAGGCGCUAUAUGAAAGAUGGACAGCGGGGACGUGAGACGAGUGAGUCCCGGGCCUCUGGCGCCGCCAUUAUGAACGCGUGUGACGGAUGUGAUCCUUUCCAUUCAGCUGUGAUGUGUAAAAAAAAAUGUUUAUAUCUAUUAAAGAUAUUUUGUUUGAAUUACA
Molecule: messenger RNA, 6707 nt
Organism: Gasterosteus aculeatus aculeatus (three-spined stickleback)
Lineage: Eukaryota; Metazoa; Chordata; Actinopteri; Perciformes; Gasterosteidae
Source: RefSeq, a predicted model, not a curated record